Messenger RNA from Vespa velutina, 3831 nucleotides. It is a transcript of the gene wkd, whose product is annotated as TBC1 domain family member whacked. The transcript has 5 exons. The record is from RefSeq and is a predicted model, not a curated record. Lineage: Eukaryota; Metazoa; Arthropoda; Insecta; Hymenoptera; Vespidae. Bases 453 to 1553 code for a protein of 366 amino acids.
CCACAAAGCGUUAUCAGAAUGUCAUUUUGUGCAUGUAAAUCCAUGUGAUUACGAAUUGGGGUGGAUAAACUAGCUAAGAUGUGUGUAUAUACAUUUAUGUUUCAUUAUUAUAAAAUUGAUAAUUUAGAAAGUCUCAUUCCUUGAUAUAUUUUGAAUUUAUAAUUUAAAUCUCCAUCUUUCGGAUAUAAUAAAAUGGUAUGUUGAUGUAAUCAUGCAGAAUGUCAUGUAUUAUGUAUUGUUUACUUAUUACAGCUUUGCUAAUAUGGACAUUAUAAAGAAGUGCACAUCUUAUGAUUUAUGUUAAAUUUUUUUACGUGUAUAGUAUAGUUGUUCUUUUUAUAUCUUUAUAUGAAGUAUAUAUAUAUACAUAUAUAUAUAUAUUUUGAGAGAAACGUAGAGGUUAUGUACUAUCCUAUUUAAGUGUCAAAUAAUAAAGAGAGAUAAAAAAUGCUAUGGCUGAAUCAGUAGCACAAGUUGUAGAAGAAGAAUUGAAUGGAGAAACAGAAUCAGAAGCCAGCAGUAUUUAUCAAUGUGGUUCAGUGAUUUCAACUGUUCCUGAUCGUCAUGGUUUUCUUGGAGGUUCACAGUAUAGUCCUGAAAGAAAGGUAACCAUACCACCUGAUGUUAUAUUGAGAAGAGAAAGAAAAUGGAUAAGAAUGUUAAAUAAUUGGAGUCUUUUUAUGACUACUAAUUAUCGAAAAGUCAGAGAAAGAUGCAGAAAAGGGAUACCACCUUCUGUAAGACUUAGAGCAUGGCUUAAUCUAUGUGGAGGACAAUUAUUAAUGAACGAAAACCCUAAUUUAUACCAGGAAUUAAUUAAAAGACCUGGUGAUCCAAAAUACAUAGAAGAUAUUAAAAAAGAUUUACAUCGACAAUUUCCUCAUCAUGAAAUGUUUGUUGAAAAUGCACCUGGACAACAAGAGCUCUUUCAAGUAUUGAAAGCAUAUUCUAUUUUGAAUGCAAAAGUUGGUUAUUGUCAAGCUCAAGCACCUAUUGCAGCUUUUUUAUUGAUGCAUAUGCCAGCAGUACAAGCAUUUUGGUGUCUUGUUGCUAUAUGUGACAAAUAUCUUGUUGGUUAUUACAGUCAAGGAAUGGAAACAUUAAUACGCGAUGGUGAUAUACUCUUUGCACUUCUGAAGAGAGUUUCACCCGUUGCUUAUAAACAUCUUAAGAAACAAAAAAUGGAACCUAUUUUAUACAUGACCGAAUGGUUUCUUUGCGUUUACACUCGAACUUUGCCAUGGGAAAGCAUUCUACGUGUUUGGGAUAUGUUCCUUUGCGAAGGAGUUAAAAUUAUUUUUAAGGUAGGAUUGGUAUUACUCAAAGGAUGUUUGGGUAGAACAUCACUUACAAAGCAGUGUCCAACAACAUAUGAAACUCUCCAAGUUUUAAGAAAUCCUCCACAGCACAUAGUAGAAGAGGAAGCUUUAGUAUAUCAGAUUCAAAGGCUAAAUUUAAGCGAAGAAGAUUUUGAAUAUGAGCAUCAAAGACAGAUUCUUAAAAGAAAAAAUAAAGAUCAAGCAUCCCUCUCUAAUGCGAAUGGAAAUGGUUGAGAAACAAAGAAUAAUUUUGAUCCCAAAGUGUGCCUUCCCGAUUCUUUUUAUAUUGUAAAAAAUGUACAAUUAAACAUUUCAUAUAUGUAAUGUUUACAAGAGUACCUACAUUGUGCAAUAAGUAUACAAAUAAUUUAGAUGAAACCUUUACUUUAAAUAUCGCACAGACAUAUACAUUCCCAAACAGAUAGAGUGUAUUUAGUUACCCUUGUUUUUUUUUUUAUAUUAUAGUUUAAUCUAAGAAAGCACAAUAUACAUAUAUAAGAUGUUGCAGCAUGCAUUAAUAUUAUAUUUCUAUAUAUAUACUAUCUUAUUGAUAGUAAUAAUAUAAUAACGUGUAAAAAAUAAAUCCAAAAAAAAUGUAUUUUUAAAUGAUAUGCAAUAAUGUUAUAAAGUAACAAUGUUGCGUUUUUAAUUUAAGACUGUUUAUCACCUUUCACUCGCAAUGUAAUCAGCGACUUUAGCGAUUGAACAAAAUAUGAACUAAAAAUACAAUAUGAAGAUACUGUCCCCUUCAUACAUCUAUUGAAUCAGUAUAAGCUAGUCUAGUAUACCGCUCUUAUACGUAACUAAACAAUCGAGUUAAUGUGUGAAAGAAAUUUUUGUAUGUAGUACAAAUAGUAGCACAUCUGAUAAAAGCAAUUAAAAACUAUAUACCAGAUUAUAUUUCUCUGAAGAUAAAUUGAUUGAAAAGUAUUUGUUAAUUGUGCACAUUUUAUACUUCUUAUUUCUAAUUAAACUUAUACAAAUAGUUAAAGAAAGAAAUUUGAUGAUGAAUAUCUUGAAUUUUGAGAUAUAAUGAUGAAUAUAACUAGAAUAGAAAAUAUAAUAUUUAACUUGAAAAGCGUAAAUAAAAAGAAAUAAAAAAAAAAAAAGGAAAAGAAAAAAAAAUUCGAAUUUUUCAAUGCGUUUCUCUAAGAAAUUAUUUUAGAAUUCUACUAUAUCUAAUCUAUUUUACGAAAUAUAAUUAAGAAUGUAAAAUUUAUGAUGCUUUAAUGUUUAGUUAAAAUUAGAUAAAAAGGAUUUAAAAAAUGCAGUAAAAUAUGCACCCAUCCGUCCGGUAAUACUUCUAUUAUAUAAUUUAUAUUUAAAUUUCGAUAUAUUAAAAGUAAUAUCAACCCAAAUUCCACUCCUAGGAAGUUGCUGGUAAUUAUUCGUUUAAUAGAUAGCUUUAUCUUGUAACAAUGGAAGCUUCAGUCAUUAAUAUUUAACACAGCCACUUGUGUUUUCUGUAUCUCGAACAAUAAAGCGCAAUCUUUGGUAGGAUUUAAAUAGCGCUCGUGAUAUACGUCGAUAUGCGCGCAUAUAUUCUCCCUAUUUUACCCGCAUGAAAAAAUGAACCUCCCCGCAUCUAAUGUAGAAAGAUUACAAAACUCUUGUGUAAAAAUCUAGAUUUCUAGAUAAUAAAACAACAUCUCGAUUUACCUAAUUUUCAUCGAUGGAUCAGCCCAUUGAUAAUAGAUCGAUGCAUCGACGAGAAAUCGAGCGGGAGAACGAAAAAAUUAAAAACCUUGGCUUGACAUUUUGAAGAUCACUCUACCUAAGCAAAAUCAAAGUACUUAAAUUGAAUUCGAUUUAUUUCUAUUGAAAAAAAGGAUCUCGCCUGAGAGAAACUAAAAAUCUUUAAGCAAUUAUAAAAUUACCAAACACAAAACGUAUUAAUUGUUUAAUAUAAAACGUUUGGAAAAAUGGAACUCCGAUGUUUACUCGUCGGUAUGGAAAAGAAGACUGAAUCGGUACAUGUUAAAGUCAAUUAAACGUUCUUUUUAUUUUUAUUAAUAUUAAAUAUAGUCAAUGACUUGGAGAUAAAAAUUUAACUGUAUUGAAAUAUUAAAUUAAAAUUAUUUUAUAUUCAAUGCAUACUAGGAAUUAUGUAAUGUUUAAACGAAUGUACAUUAUUGUUUAAAUAUUAGUUUAUUGUACUUCGUGUACAUUAUACAUCGUUUCAAUAAUUGUAAAAUUAUUCCAAUAUUACAUAUUAUUAUUUCUAAAAUCCAUUAGCAUAAAAUUUAGUAUUUGCUUAUUUUUACUAUAGAAUUAUCAGUCGAAAGUUCAUUUAAAUGUCUAAGUAAAUUUCGUAGCUUUUCUGUGUGAGCGAAAUAGGUUUACUUGUGUUUGGAAUGAAUAAAAAAAUCUGAGUAUUAAAAAAAUCCUCACUUAAACUUUCAUCUUUAAAAUGAGACUGUUUCAAAAUCAUUCAAGAAUUAUGCCUGUAUUCAUUGUUGAUGUAAACCAUUACAAAAACCAGUGAUAAUAAACAGUCUUAAAUAUUCUACUA